Messenger RNA from Cucurbitaria berberidis CBS 394.84, 1971 nucleotides. RefSeq lists its product as uncharacterized. NCBI's taxonomy places the organism in Eukaryota, Fungi, Ascomycota, Dothideomycetes, Pleosporales, Cucurbitariaceae. The record is from RefSeq and is a predicted model, not a curated record. The coding region runs from base 1 to 1971 and encodes 656 amino acids. The transcript is spliced from 4 exons.
AUGGCGGCCUCUCUGCUUCCCACGGGCGGCAUUGCCCUCGUUGGCGCCCCGGAUAGAGACAUCGGACGGAACCACGCCGUCUUAACCCCGGUACACGCCAUGCAGCUGGAAAUGACCCAGGACAUUGUCGACGAGCUUCUCGAAAGUGCCAGGAGCGGGAAACCACCACAAAUCUUCUUUGGAAGGGCUCCUCAACUCAAAUACGCCGACAAGACCCACGUCCUGCAUAGCAGCCCCGAGACGCACCGAUACGAAUUGUACAGGUCCAGCGGGGCUGGCAGCGACGACGACGACGACCUCGAAUUCGCAGGCUUGAUCAACCACACCCUCACAGUGCAGAAGGCGGAACAUGUCACGGCAGGCGUAGACACGGCCUUGGAACAGCUCAGGAGUAGCAUGGCUGCCAUCUCAGAGAUCAAGGAAGCCAACAAGACUAUUGUCGGCGAAGCUACUCCAGGUCGCACACCAGCCCAUCGCCGUUUUCCUUCGUCUGGCUUCAAAGCGCAGCACCUCGCGCCCUCCCCCCUGCUGAGUGCUGCCUCCUCGCCCAUGCACAGGCGGCCACCCACGUCACAACCCAACAACAGUCAUGACAUGGUCCUCACUGCCCUUCGUGUCCCCAUCAUCCACCUCCUCGCCAGGGAGCCCGCUACAGACAUGACUCUUGCCAGCACAUGCCGCACGUCGCUCGCCAGCGUGCGAGACGUCCUGUCCAAGAUUGCCAAGCGCUCUUCGCCAGACGCCGACAAGUGGCAGCUGACUGACAAGUCCUUUCGUGAAGUAAACCCUUGGAAAUUCCCAUAUCAGUCCUCCGAGGACCGCCAACAAGCAAUCGACUGUGCAAUCAAGUCGUUUGACCGUCAGCGCCUGGCCAAGGACGACAAGCUUUGGCAAAUCCUACUGCCGCGUGAAGAGCGAGGCCAGGGUAUCUGCUUGUCACGUUCCAAGGUGAAGGCACCGGAGGCUAAACCCAAGCCAAGCACACCGAUGCAUAAGAUUUCAGAUCUGACCAAGAAGAAGCCCGUUGCUAAGAAGGCCGAGGACAAGGUCACUGAGAAGAAACCCAAGGCUGUAAAGGACACGGACACUAAGCCCAAGACCAUGAAGGAAAAGUACCUGGCUCCUACACCUUCGUCUCGGCCUACCGCACCUUCUGACCGCAACACUCACCCAACCGACGCUUCCAAAAUCCGCAUCAAGAAAGCGCCCGCUGCCAAUUUCAAUUCAACGCCGCGAGUGAAGCCCAAGAUGCCUGCCCGAGAUCUCUACAAGGACCGCCCCUCCAGACCAGUCAGGCCUGCGAUGCCCAUAAACACCAAGCCGAAGAACCCAUCUCCGCUCUCAGCAUCUCCGCCUCUCAAUGCCAGCGACUUUGAAGACAACCACCCCGUCCACAAAGCCCUCGCCGCGGCUCCCUCGCCCGCCAAGACCUCCUCCGGCAACUCGGAUCGCUCGUUGAAGCGCAAGGCGAACGACAUCGAUAGCGGCAUUCACGAUCACGGCUCGGCUGUGAAGAAGGCCCAUAUGGACCGCUCAACGCCGAACCAUACGCCGUCGCACACCAACGGCAGGCUCAAUGGCUCUACGCCUUCAAGCAGUAGCUCACUGAAGCGCAAAUCAGACGCGUCGUCUAGCUCCAACACCCCCACCACCACCCCCAAAGUGCGCAAGGUCGCCAAUAUCGAUACCGGCCUUGCUUCGCGCUACCAUCAUAACAAUCCGCAGGCGUCACCAGGCGCUUCCUCAGCCUCCACUACCUCACCAUCCAUGCCAAGCCUGAGCUUCCGCCAGACGGUCGAGCUAUCUCAGAAGUUUCAGAAGUAUUACAAGAAGUACGAGGAGUUGUACUGGCAGUUGACCGAAGCGGUGAAGCCACCAACGGACGCGCAGAGGAACGACCUACUCAAGAUGCACAAGAAGCUCGAGGAGAUGAAGAGAGAGAUCAAGGCGGGUGCCGGCGUGCAUCGAUGA